Molecule: messenger RNA, 276 nt
Organism: Aspergillus chevalieri
Lineage: Eukaryota; Fungi; Ascomycota; Eurotiomycetes; Eurotiales; Aspergillaceae
Product: LysM peptidoglycan-binding domain-containing protein
Exons: 1
Coding region: 1-276 (91 amino acids)
Source: RefSeq, a predicted model, not a curated record
AUGAGCACUUCUAUGCCCUCAUCGACGACUGCUACUGCAAGCAGCACCACCUCCCCCGUUGUCACCCCCUCACCCACUCAACCAAACAGCAUUGCAAGCAACUGUAAUCAAUUUGCACAGGCCAAAUCGGGUGAUGUCUGCUAUGACUUUGCACAGAAGAACAGCAUCACCCCUAACGAGCUUUACGAAUGGAAUACUGUUCUUGGCGACAACGGUUCAAACCGUGGAACUGCUCUGCAGGCGAAUGUCUGGUACUGUGUUGGUGUGACUGGUUAG